GGGGUGGGGGAAGAGAACUGCGGGGGUCGGCGGAAGUCUCGCGAGGCCUGUCGCUCCGCGGCUGCCGGUCGCGGAGGCUCUGAACCGGCCCGGAAUGGGGCCGAGGCGCGCGGGCUGCCGCUGCGAGCCGCCGCCGUCUGUGCAGCGCUGUGCGUCUUCUCCCUGAGCAGGCGCAGCGAGGGCGCGGAGACUGCCCCUGGGCGCCGGGAUCCCGCGGGUCCUUGUCGCCGCUGACGGCUGAGCGGGGCUGAAGCCGAGGGAGUGGAAUAGCACGCGUGGGCGAGUCCCCGAGCCCGGCUCCCUCUCUCCGUGCUCCCGCUGAGCUCCGGUCGGGACCGAGAAAUGAGCUGCACAAUUGAGAAGGCACUUGCUGAUGCCAAAGCCCUUGUCGAAAGGUUGCGAGACCAUGACGAUGCAGCAGAGUCUCUCAUCGAGCAGACCACGGCCCUCAGCAAGCGAGUGGAAGCGAUGAAGCAGUAUCAGGAAGAAAUCCAAGAACUUAAUGAAGUUGCAAGACAUCGGCCAAGGUCCACACUAGUUAUGGGAAUCCAGCAAGAAAACAGACAGAUCAGAGAAUUGCAGCAAGAGAACAAAGAACUUCGAACAUCCUUGGAAGAACACCAGUCAGCCUUGGAACUGAUAAUGAGCAAGUAUCGAGAGCAAAUGUUCCGGUUGCUAAUGGCUAGCAAGAGAGAUGACCCGGGUAUAAUAAUGAAGUUAAAAGAGCAACACUCAAAGAUUGACAUGGUACAUCGUAACAGCUGCGAAGGAUUCUUCCUUGAUGCAUCUCGGCACGUCCUUGAAGCACCUCAGCAUGGACUGGAGAGGCGGCACUUGGAAGCAAAUCAGAAUGAGUUGCAAGCACAUGUGGACCAGAUCACCGAGAUGGCAGCAGUGAUGAGAAAGGCCAUUGAAAUCGACGAACAGCAGGGUUGCAAGGAACAGGAGCGAAUAUUUCAACUUGAACAAGAAAACAAAGGCUUGCGAGAGAUCCUUCAGAUAACUCGAGAGUCCUUUCUGAACCUGCGAAAGGAUGAUGCAUCAGAGAGUACCUCUUUAUCUGCAUUAGUGACUAACAGUGACCUGAGUCUGAGGAAGAGCUGAGUGGCUUUCUGCGUGGUCACUAGGAUGGGCCCAGAAGUGAGUGGAUGAGUGAACAUAACCCCAACUUCAAUCAGCCUUUUUUCCUCUAUAGUAUGUCCAAGUACACUGGCAAAGAGACAGAACAGAAGAAUGUAUAAUCAGUGGUUGUAAACUAGAUUGCAAAAUAUAAAAGAAAGUAGAAGCUGAGCAGCGGAAUGAACAGUGAGUCUUCACGGUGCUACUGAGCACUGCAGUUUCAGAAGUGCUGUUGGCUUCAUGGGUGAUACAUGGGCCACCCUGAAUACUCCCAAUAAACGUUUGGAAAUCCUAAAUUAUCCCAGCUUUACAUUGUAAGUUUUGCUGUGGUUUUCUGAAUGGGAGACUUUGUUCUAAGUCUGUCCAUUCUGUUGAGUCAGAACAGGUUAUGGACCACGAGGCUUCUGCCUUCGUGGUUAUCUGUCAACCUUCUCAUUGUUCAGUCUCUGUCAAAGGCUCUAGGGAUGUGUUGCUCACCCCAUACACUGAAGGCAUACACUUACAGCAUACCUAGUUCGCAUAACUUUUUGCUAGCAGUUAUCCAUGACUUGCUUGAGUGUAUGCAGUACCAUCUCAGGAAGGAAAGAGAAGGAAUAUUACUUUCUAAGAAAGACAGCCAUAUAUAGACACAUUUAGUAGGUUAAACUACUCUGAAAGAAUGUUUUGGUUCUUGGUUAACAAUGAAACUGGUUUUCCUCCUCUGUACUUGAUGUUUAAGGAUCUGAGACAGCUCACUAGUGGACAGUUAACAUAUUUAAUGUAACAAGAUGGGUAUGGUUGUCUCCAAGUAAAUUUGGAAUUCCUUUGUUUGUAUUUAAUGAAUUACCCUUCAAAUACUUAAAAAGUAGAUGCAAGUUCCAAAAACAAAGUUCUGGGUCUGAGUCUAAGCUCCAUUUUGUUCUUAGAACCUGUGAGGUUUUCCCUACAACCUGUGACUCAGAAAAUGAGAACAAAGUGCAGACCCAUGGACAUUCUCCUUUGCACUUAGGAUACAUUUACAACAUGUGAAGACACAGACGUGUGCUUGAAACCCAAGCUGUUCUUAAUGUGUAGAGAUCAGAAUAAAAGGAUAAAAGAUUGUGAAAUGUGGUUAAAAAUGUAUUUAUACUUGUGUGUCAAGUACAUAUUAAAAUUAGCACAAAUAGAAAGUUCUACUUUAAAGUAUAUCACUUAAGUAAAUAUUACUUUGCAUUAAAAUUUUACAUGUAAUCUCAUAUAUUGGCAAAAUUCAAAGGACUUUUCACUUGAGAAAUUUUCAGUCUUGUUUGAGGUGAGUGGGGUCACAGGGCUGUUAGGGAAGGGCCAGUGCUCCAAACAGUUAAACAGUUCUUAUGCAGAGGCCUUACUAAUUUAUACAUCAGUGAAUUUAUUUUUAAGAUUUUUCUGUUGGUUUUUGGAGAGUACCCUUAAUGUAAUGGUACAUCCGUCCACAUAGUCUUACCCUGGGCCAGAACUUUAAGAGAAGAAAGCCUGCACAGUUGAGGUGAGCUGGAGGCAAUGAGUUGAGCAGCUCUGUUGUGAAAUGUUACUUGAGAAGUAAUUAUUUUUAUAAAAAAAUUAUUUAUCCUUUGUCUUCUUGAAUAUAAUUUUACGGUUGUGAGUACUGAAAGACAUUUGCUUUGUUUCUAGCAAGUUUUCCACUGCCCCCUCCCCCACAAAAAACCCCAGCUUUAAGCUUACAUCUAAGAGUGUGUGCUGAAGAGGAGCCUAUUUUAUCAAUAAAGAUGAGUGUUUAAAACUGG
This is a messenger RNA of Peromyscus leucopus (white-footed mouse), 2861 nucleotides long. RefSeq names its product FGFR1 oncogene partner 2 (gene Fgfr1op2). The record is from RefSeq and is a predicted model, not a curated record. The coding region runs from base 343 to 1104 and encodes 253 amino acids. The transcript has 7 exons. Gene Ontology annotation, biological process: response to wounding. NCBI's taxonomy places the organism in Eukaryota, Metazoa, Chordata, Mammalia, Rodentia, Cricetidae.